Messenger RNA from Dentiscutata erythropus, 298 nucleotides. The record is from the annotation of a GenBank genome assembly. Lineage: Eukaryota; Fungi; Glomeromycota; Glomeromycetes; Diversisporales; Gigasporaceae.
AUGAAUACAGAAGAAUAUGAACAAAUGAAACAAUAUUUAGAAACUAGUAACCUACCCCAAAGUCUAAACUUGGAAAAACAGAAGAGGUCCAUUUCCAAGAGCCAAUUCUUCGAAUGUCGAAAUGGGCUCUUAUACAAGAAAGAUAGAAGAAGUCAGUCCAAAGAAAAAUUAUUAAAAGUCAUUAAGAAAGAUGAGGUAGAAGCAAUACUCUACCUAAUGCACGAUCAUCCAACUGGUGGCUAUUUUGGUGCUGAUAAUAUGUUCAGAAAAUUAAAGAGUUAUAUUACUAGCCACAAAU